This is a messenger RNA of Talaromyces marneffei, 1074 nucleotides long. RefSeq lists its product as uncharacterized. Gene Ontology annotation, molecular function: hydrolase activity, hydrolyzing O-glycosyl compounds. NCBI's taxonomy places the organism in Eukaryota, Fungi, Ascomycota, Eurotiomycetes, Eurotiales, Trichocomaceae. The transcript has a single exon. The record is from RefSeq and is a predicted model, not a curated record. Bases 1 to 1074 code for a protein of 357 amino acids. Gene Ontology annotation, biological process: peptidoglycan turnover; carbohydrate metabolic process.
AUGAAAUCGUUUGCAGCACUUCUUCUCGCGCUGUAUAGCCUGCAGCCGGUGCAAGCAUCUAGAGCUAUCAGCCUCACAGCGCAGGCUGGGUUACAUGUCAUUUACUCUUACUCUGGGUCGACACCUCCAGCAGAAUUGACGACUCUCAUCAAACAGGGAUUAGUCGGCGGAGUCAUACUGUUCGGCGGCAACGUCAAUAGCAACCUUCCCGCGACAAUCAAUUCAUGGCAGAAAGCCUACGCCAGUAGCCCAGCCUAUAUCGGAUCCCCAUUACUGAUAAUGACGGACCAAGAAGGCGGAAAAGUUCGUCGACUGCCUGGAGGACCAAUUUCUUCCGAGAAGGUUAUCGGAGAAUCGUCCAAUCCAGAGCAAUCAGCAUCCCAAGCUGGAUCUGAUGCUGCCGCAGCAUUGGGCGCGUACAACAUGAAUACCAAUCUUGCUCCUGUGUUGGAUGUCUUUCGCACGCCGGGGGACUUUGAGGAUCAGUAUCAACGAUCUUACAGCGACAAUGCAACUUUGGCGGGCAUUUGUGGCGCCGCAUUUACUACCGCACAGCAGGGCGCGGGAUACAUUGCGACAGCCAAGCACUUCCCUGGUUUGGGAAGUGCAUCCUCAACUGAGAACACCGAUGAAGUGCCGGUCACUUUGAAUCUUACAAUCGGAGAGAUCAGGGCUGUUGACGAAAUACCCUAUUACAAUGCUAUUGCUGCUGGUAUUGACAUGAUAAUGCCAUCUUGGGCAUUGUAUCCCGAUUUUGACAGCCAGUAUCCUUCUGGUCUUAGUGAGAAAUGGUUGAAACAGGAACUUCGUGGUCGAUUGGGCUUUCAGGGCGUUACUAUCAGUGAUGCAAUCGAGGCCGGGGCCUUGACAGCAUUCGGUUCGGAUUCACAACGUGCGGUGCUGGCAAGUGGCGCCGGUAUGGAUAUCAUUCUAGCUGCUGCUCAGAAUGUCACUCAGGGCAAGACAAUCGUUAACGCUCUGGCGAAUGCUUUGAACAGUGGAGCUCUGGAUACGGUCGAGUUUAGCGCAGCGACGCAGAGGAUCAUUCAACUACGUAAAAAGCUACUCGCAUAA